CAGAUCGUAUUUUACUAUUUUAUUCCAUAGUGCAGAGAGAUCAACUCUCGAGUCCUCAUAGAUUAUAUUCUACUGAAACCCUCCAUCUUUUGUCAGAGAAUCCCCGCCCCCGUUACCGGAAGUAGAAGAAGAGUGUUGAUGAAAACAUUCCUUUCUUCUGAGGGUCUGUUUGUACUGGUUUUUGGGUGACAGGAGCGUUACUUGCAGCCUCUAUGGUCUCCGAUCAGAUGUUGUUUGCUGAGAUGUGUGAAGGGACUGUUAUUAGCAUCUGAAUUCUGAACGUGUGUGUGAGUGUGAUGACCAUUUUUGUAGGAGUUGUCUAAAUGCAAUCAGCUAAGCAGCAUAAUUUAGGAUUAUUUUGAGAAAAAGCAAUGGCCAAUGCGAAUACAUCAGCACCAAUCAUCUCUUCAGAGUCCUUGGAACAAAGAGGUGUGCAUUUGACAAAUUCGAACAUGAACAUAGUUCAACCUCCGUUAAGCCAACAGGGUCAAAUCUCUUCUGAUGGUCCUGUGGGUAUUCUCUGGGAUAUUGAGAACUGCCCUGUCCCAAGUGAUGUCCGUCCUGAAGAUGUAGCUGGAAACAUCAGAAUGGCUUUGCGGGUACACCCAGUCAUUAAAGGAGCUCUGAUGAUGUUUUCUGCAUAUGGGGAUUUUAAUGCCUUCCCCAGGCGACUCAGAGAGGGCUGUCAGAGAACUGGUGUCAAACUCAUUGAUGUCCCAAAUGGUAGGAAGGAUGCUGCUGACAAGGCUAUUUUGGUUGACAUGUUUCUCUUUGCCCUUGACAACCCUCCGCCAUCUUCUAUUGUGCUCAUCUCUGGGGAUGUUGAUUUUGCUCCUGCACUUCACAUACUCGGUCAACGUGGAUAUACUGUAAUCCUUGUUAUCCCUUCUGGGGUAGGUGUUUCAUCUGCUCUGAGCAGUGCUGGUAAGUUUGUCUGGGACUGGCCUAGUGUGGCUCGUGGGGAAGGUUUUGUUCCACGGACUAAACCUUUAUUUCCUCCUCGUAGUGGUCCAGUUGACAUUGCUGGAUAUCUCAAGGGAUGCCAUAUCAGUGACAAUUUUGAUGGUCAAAAUGAAGAGGAGGCAAUUGUGUAUAGAGGAUUCUCUCAAAGUUAUUGCAACACUAGAGAUUUCUCUAUGUUGUCACGGUCGCUUUCUGAAUACAACAGCAGUUGUUCAAUUGCCAUGCCUUGUUUUCCCUCAACUUUGAGGUCACAAAGCCUCCCCUCUGGUUUGAAUGAAGUGUCUGCAGGCCCUGUUUCUUCUGUUGAUCAAGUCGAACCAAUUAUGUGGGUACAGCCAGGGGACAUAAAUGGUCUGAAGAUGCAGCUGGUAAAGUUGCUUGAGCUUUUUGGAGGGUGUCUGCCUCUUACCCGUGUUCCUUCUGAAUAUCAGAAAACUUUUGGGCGGCCUCUUUAUGUAUCAGAAUAUGGGGUGCCCAAACUCGUAAAUCUUUUCAAGAAAAUGAGUGAUGCCAUGGCAAUGGAUGGGAAGGGCAAAAAGAAAUUUGUCUACCUCCGAAACUGGAAGGCAGGCCCAAGUGCACCGCCUUUGCCCUUGGCCAGGAAGGUUAAAAAGGGGAAAGGUGCUCAGGAAGAGUGUAUUGAUGUUGUUAUAGGUAAUGGUUCCUCAGAUGAGUUUUCAGAUGAGGAAAGAGUACUGAUUGAGGAACAUGAUGAGAUGAGGAACAGUGCAGCAGCUCGGUCAAAUAUUGAUGAUGAUGAUCUUGGGCAAUUCAAGCUUGAGCUGCAAGAAAUUCUCGUUAGCUACUCUUGUAGGAUUAUUUUGGGCAGUUUUGAGGCGAUAUACCAGCAACGAUACAAGAAACCAUUGGAUUAUCAAAAGUUUGGUGUGGAUCAGCUGGAGGAGCUGUUUGAGAAGGUGAGAGAUGUUGUGGUCUUGCAUGAAGAACCAGUAACCAAGAAGAAGUUCCUGGAAGCAGUUGGCGGCUAGAAAAGUGGCAGCUGCUGCAUCUUGUAAGAUUUAACUCUUCUGACCAAUAUAUUGAUCAGACAUCUAAGGUAUGCUAAUGAUUGGCUGUUCUCUUCAAUUCAUUAAAAUUUUUUUCCCUUUUUCUAACUCAUAGUACAUAGUUAAUAACUGGACAAACCGAGAACAUGCAUGCUUAUUUUUAUGCUUGUCACUAAGUUGAUAUGAAGGUUAAUUUCAAUGUAAGGCUCGUGCCUAGUCGUUAUAACUCUGGAAUGUUAGUCUGAAUCCAUUUGUAAAUUGAAAUCAUUUUGUUUAAUGGUGUUCCCAACUACUC
Messenger RNA from Tripterygium wilfordii, 2265 nucleotides. RefSeq lists its product as uncharacterized. The transcript is spliced from 4 exons. The record is from RefSeq and is a predicted model, not a curated record. Gene Ontology annotation, cellular component: peroxisome. Gene Ontology annotation, molecular function: RNA nuclease activity. Gene Ontology annotation, biological process: regulation of gene expression. Lineage: Eukaryota; Viridiplantae; Streptophyta; Magnoliopsida; Celastrales; Celastraceae. Bases 372 to 1952 code for a protein of 526 amino acids.